CGGUUGCAGCGCUGCCACAUCCACGCAGAACCUUUUGUUUUCGAUUGGAGAGCACGUAUUUUUUGCAGCAAAAUAUAACGAUUCGGUCUCAAAAACGGUUUGUCAUGAGACUUAACUUUAUUUUCGUGAUGAUCCUUAGUGGACUGCAUCACGGGGACAGUUAUGUUAUAGUAAAUUCUAUGUCGUGGGCGGUCACGGCUGAAGUAGAAGAAUUGGACCCUUCUUCCAACGAAGAGACAAUCCCGGCUCUUUUGGAGGAUACUGGUAGCUUUUGGAAGCAGUCGUACCCGGGCUCUGUUAUAAACAACGAUGUCGAGAGAAGAGCAGCGCCGAACACUGUGGAUGCCAAACAGAUCUCAACACCAUCCAGGAUGUUCUCAUACAAGAGAGAAGCCGUGAGCUCGGUAGACAGUCCCCCGCCGCACCCCCACGAUGAGAUAGCGAAGACUGCCCGGUACCUGGCGCAUUACAGCAGCCGGGGGUUUCUAGCAACCAUCUCUACACACGAGAAGAUUAAAGGUGUGCCAUUUGGGAAUAUUUUCUCAAUCAGUGAUGGUCUUCCUGACAACAGCACAGGGAUUCCUUUAUUUUACGUCACUCCGAUGGACAGCAGUGUGGCAGACCUGAUGAACAGCUCCUUGGCGUCUCUGACAUUCUCUGAAGCAGAAGGGGACUACUGCAGUGAGAAUAUGGUUGAUCCUGAGGACCCCAGGUGUGCCAGGCUAACCCUGACUGGCCAGAUGGUGGCAGUAGAGCUUGGUGAACUGGAGUUUGCUAAAGAAGCAAUGUUCUCCAGGCAUCCUGUUAUGAGGAAGUGGCCAAUCACUCACAAUUGGUUCUUUAUGAAGCUCAAUAUUAAACAGGUGUGGCUUCAGAACUGGUUUGGAGGGGUCUACAUGAUCCCAUUGGAGGAUUACUUCAAAGCCAGCCCGACUAAAUCCUAAUUUAGAUAUUUUAAUCUUUGGUUUUAGCACUGGUUGUAUGAAACUUGACUUUUUUUUGUCUCUUGCACACAGAAACACAGAAAUGCUUGGCAUUUUAUUCAUUGGGAAUAGCUGCAUAUAUUUUGAAGAAAUCAAGUGGCUAUUUGUUUUUAUUUUUUAAACACUAAUCUUGCUCUGUUUGGUAAUGUACAGGACUGUAUUUGAGUGAAAUAGAUAUGCUUUAAUUGAAGAUACCAGUGUAGAUACUUAGUAAAUCCUACUUUGUUUAAAAUAAUAUUUGAAGUUUGAGGUUUCUAAGAGCCUGUGACUGUAAUAGUUUAUUGAUUCUCUCACUAGGUACACAUUCAGUAAUAUUGUUUGGAUGGGUUUUAUGCUUUGACAGAAGAACUUAUAUGCCAUGCCACUAAGUCACAUACCGUAUUCCUUUGAAUAUAUAUAUAUAUAUAUAUAUAUAUAUA
Acipenser ruthenus (sterlet) is the source of this 1402-nucleotide messenger RNA. RefSeq names its product protein CREG2-like. The transcript has 4 exons. Bases 105 to 944 code for a protein of 279 amino acids. NCBI's taxonomy places the organism in Eukaryota, Metazoa, Chordata, Actinopteri, Acipenseriformes, Acipenseridae. The record is from RefSeq and is a predicted model, not a curated record.